Peronospora farinosa is the source of this 2427-nucleotide messenger RNA. Lineage: Eukaryota; Oomycota; Peronosporomycetes; Peronosporales; Peronosporaceae. The record is from the annotation of a GenBank genome assembly.
AUGGUCGAUACACCAAGUACACCUGAAGUAGGAUCAAGUACGGAAGAAAUGGAUUAUUCAAAUCUUUUGGUGGGUACGAAGAAAUCAAUGGCUACAUUUGUGCCAAUUACACCUAAUCAACCAUUGGCCAAGACUAAUGUCAUUCCACCAAUGGAUCACGCACUUGUGCGUUUAUUUUCACUGUUAAAAUCAGACGUGAUUUUACGGAGUAAUUAUUUGCCCAUGGUACCUUUUGAAGGAAAAUAUCGUGGUUUUAAUGGAGUGCUCGAGUAUUUUUCAAGAUUGUCCCAGUCGGUGCAAGUGGAACAAUUUAUUGUCGAGAGUAUUCAGAUGGAAGAGAAUGAAGAGCAGCAUGAAAAUGACAAUGUUCAUGUGGAACCUCGACACCGGCGGAAUCGUAAUCGUGUCGUUGUCAUUUCUGGAAGAGAGACCAUGCAGGUACGAUACAAUCAAACGACAUUUAUGCAACAGUGGACACACAAGCUACACUUUAAGCCUGAGGAUAGUGGCCGAGUAAGUCGGUGGGAGAUUUUUGGCGAUGUUGUGGCUUCUAGUGUGGUAUUCAAAGCGCCUGGGUGCACAACGAAUCUUACAUUACCGUCGCUAUCUGAGCGUAUUCGUGAAUCUGUUGUCGGCGGAUAUGUUGUGUCAAUCCAUCUAGGCCAAAUUACGGAUGUUCGCUCGCGGGAGCUGCAAGGAGAUGAAUUUUUUGUGCGCUGUUCUCUAGAUACGAACGAAUUUGAAGACGUGUGGCAUACGGAAGCUCAGUCUCGAGCAGCUUCUCCAGUAAAAUGCCCUACCGACUCGUCCGGCACCGAACUUGUGCCAUCGUGGUCAUACGAUUAUCAGCAAGAACUGUUUUUGCAGUUUGAUAGACUAUCGCGUGAUGACAAUACCGUGCUGCUUGUUGAGUGUUGUCGUAAUUCAAAUUACGAGGUUGUUGCUCGUACUCAUGUGAACCUCGCCAGCAUUUUGAACGGCAGCACUGCUGGCAGCAUCAUUGGUACUAACGGAACGAUUUCCAGUCUACUGAUGGGGCGACGAGGUCGUAGAAAGACUAUCGAAGGCGAACUGCAGAGUUACGUGCUGUCGAACGAUCGCCAAAGCUUUUUUGGUAAGUUGCUACUGGGCCUCACGAUAUCUUCCAUGUCACACCGGCCAAUCUCGCAGCAAUCCCCGAUGUCGAGCUUUCGGGAGAGCUAUAGGGAUAGCUUCUGCUCAGAAGAUGGUAGUGUUGUCGGUGCUGCAUCUCUUCCGUCAGCACGUACGAGCUUUCGCUCGUUUACAAAAAAACAGCAGUUUACACUUCCUGGGGAGGAAAUCAUGCAUCAGUUCGUUAUUAACGGAGUGCGGUAUCAGCUAGCAGAAAAGUACCGCAUGGUGAAAAUUGUUGGAAAGGGAACGUACGGUGAGGUGAUAGCAGCAAGCGAUUUUGUAAACGGCGGCACGUUUGCAAUCAAGAAACUGGGUCAAUUUUUGCGGCAUCCGAAGGUGGCAUUACUAGCCCUGCGUGAGAUUAAACUAAUGAGCGAGAUUGGUACUCACCCCUGCCUUAUGGGCUUUCACGAGCUGCAGCGACCGCUUGACUAUGAACAUUUUGAAGAUUUGUAUAUCAUUCAGCCACUUAUGGAAACAGACCUAUGCCGCAUUAUUCAUUCAAAGGAGAGUCUAAACGACGACCAGGUGCAAUACUUUUUGUACCAAAUGCUUUGUGGCAUUCACUAUCUACAUUCUGCAGAUGUGUUGCAUCGCGACAUUAAGCCGAGCAACAUUCUCGUGAACUCGGACUGCCGACUUAAGAUCUGUGAUUUCGGGCUUGCGCGGCAUGCCAAUGAUCGAGACCUUGCAGAAGGACUCUCGGAAUAUGUGGUUACACGGUGGUACCGUGCUCCAGAGCUUUUGCUGGCUAACGCGUACACGAAGGCAAUUGAUAUGUGGGCAAUCGGCUGCAUUUUUGCUGAGCUAUUGGGGCGGCGAAUCAUGUUUCCAGGCACGUCGUAUGUGGAUCAGCUCAAAGUGAUCGUAGAUAUUGUAGGCACGCCCACGACCUUCAGUUUCUGCGAUAACCCCGUUGCGUGCCGCUACGCUGGACGCCAGUUUCUGAUCCAAAGCCAGAAGGUGGCAAAAGUGGAUUGGUCGCAGGUCUUUCCAGAAGCCAAUCCGGACGGACUUGAUCUGCUGGAUCGCUUGUUACAGUUUGAUCCGGCCAACCGUAUCACGGCUGCCGAGGCGCUAGAGCACCCAUACGUGAGCCAGUGGCGCAAUAUGCAGUUGGAGCAACCGUGUCAUGCCGACGUAGCGACGAAGCUCACGCAGUUCGAUUACGCUCAAGUGUCGUAUGAUCCGCAAACACUAAAGGACUUACUCUAUCAGGAGGUCAUGAAAGCAAAGGUUCCACCUCAGGAGCAGGAAACCAUUGCCGAGUAA